This is a messenger RNA of Teleopsis dalmanni, 1499 nucleotides long. RefSeq lists its product as uncharacterized. The record is from RefSeq and is a predicted model, not a curated record. Bases 104 to 565 code for a protein of 153 amino acids. Lineage: Eukaryota; Metazoa; Arthropoda; Insecta; Diptera; Diopsidae. The transcript has 4 exons.
AGAAUAUUUUUCUUUUUUCGUAAACGGAAACGGAUAUUUUGUCAAGCAAAUUCGAAUAGUUAUUGGCUUUACCUCGACAUUUUUGUGGAAAACAAAUUCUAAAAUGUUUACGAUGUUAACUGCACUUUUAAUCUUUAUGUGUCCGUACUAUCCUUUUCCAAGUUUUAAUGGACUGUUUUUUUCUCACCAGCAUUCAGGUUCUGUUAAUAAAACUAUACUAGCAAAGCACUUUUUGGUGCUGGUUAUUGUAGUAGUCGUCAAAUUUUUAAUACUAAUUGUACAGAGAAGAUAUGGUCCAAUAUUAUACAUCCCGAUGCUUCAGCAAAUUGUAAUGAUGUUACGUCGGUUUCGCGAUGUUGUACGGAUUAAUAAUCAAAAUGAAGUGCGACAACCAGAAGCGGAACCAGAGCCUGAGCCUGUACAAAAUCCACUAGCUAAUCUGCAUGAACUUCAGAUGCUUUUGCAACACCAUAGGCGACGUAGGAUGGAAAGGGGUGGAGGUGAUGCCGAUAUAUUGGUUUUUAAUAAUUUACGGUUGAACCAUUGGCAGCGUCGCCGAUGGUAAAUUCCAGUGCAUUUUAUCUGCACAGGCGCUAUACCAAUCAGUGACAAAACUAUGAUAAAAUCCCACUGAUUGGAAUAUUAAAAUUGUGGAUUUUGCUGCAGAUAUCACCAAACAGCAGCUAACAGUAUAACAAAACACAGACAAAGAGACCAUUGCCUAGAAGUGGUACUAACAUGACGGAGUGAUAAUGCAUUGCAAGCAGAAUAACGACGACUAGAAGAAUUGGAUUAACAAACUACGAAUCUAAUUGUAUGGUACUCCGUCAUUAAAAAUUUCCUUAAGCACAGGAAAAAAAAAGAAGAAAACCACAUUUUGACCAGGGUCCAGAAGUUUUAUUAAUACUACAGUAUUUUAAGACAAAUUUAAGAGAAUAAUUAUUAACAUAAUAAUUGAACUAACAAACUAUGAAAUAAACUGCAUCGGGUUGUAUAGGAUCUGUAACAAUUGAUGUCCUCUACUUAUAGUAGAGCAAAAAAAUACUACUAGAACCACCGGCCAGAAGAUUCUCUGACAAUGCAGUAUAUUAAUAAUAAACGACACAGUAACCAGCACCAAGAAGUAUUAUUUGCUUUAGUAUAUGUUGAUAUAAAUAAUGAAGGAUAACGACAAACACAAGGAUUAUAAAAAGAAAAUUGACAGAAUGAACUGAAUCUGGAGUACGGUAAGCCUUUAAAAAUGAAAUCCUUCAAUAUAUAAAAUCCACAAAUGUACAAUAUGAGAAGUGGCUAAUAUUUUGGUGAAAAUUCCGGCAUAUUGAUCCAAAUUUAGAAGGAUGUCCUUUUGUACAAGAAAACAAAAAAAGCAAUAUUGAAUAUAACAAAAUUAAUUUUGUCUAUAAUAAAUUAAUUUUGUUGACAUAGACUCUAGAAAAAGAUAUUACAUGUUAAAUGCCUCAUAAUUCAAUAAAAAUAUAUUUUUAAAUUUUUGAAACAUA